Molecule: messenger RNA, 3813 nt
Organism: Naumovozyma castellii
Lineage: Eukaryota; Fungi; Ascomycota; Saccharomycetes; Saccharomycetales; Saccharomycetaceae
Gene: ECM30
Product: Ecm30p
Exons: 1
Coding region: 1-3813 (1270 amino acids)
Source: RefSeq, a predicted model, not a curated record
AUGGGUAACUCCGAUUCAAAGAUAGAUUUACUCUAUAAACAGCAUCUCAUUAACUUAGCUCGACCGGAUCCAACAAUUUUCGCUAAUAAUAUCGCCUUAGCUAACGAUCAGAUAAGUACACCUUCAACUCCGGCUAUCGCUACUGCCACCUCUGCUAAUGUGCCAGCAUCAAAGAAUGAGGUGCAUGCUCCAUUAACCAUACCAAUUUUUACAGAUACUGUCUCUUUAGAAACCCUUGUAUCCCUAUACAGUAAUAAUAAUGACAAUCGAUCCUCUUCACCCAUCGAUGAUAAACUGAUAUUCCAUCAGUUUUACCUCGAUUUUAACGCCCUAGCAAUAAAUCUUUCUAUUGAGUCGAUGAAUCAACUAAUUAACAAAUCAGAAUUGAGACAACUUUCCAAUUUGAACAAUAAAAAUUUCUUAAAUUUAAUGAAAUUUAACUUCUUGCAAAUCAUUUUCCAAGUGAAUUCGUUAAAUAUUCAUUCUAUUACAUUAUUAAAUUUGCAAUUAUGGAAAAUCCUUACGUCUUUGAGAAUAUUGACAAGAUUAUUACCCAUAUAUUACGAGUCUUCACCUGCGACUGAAAAGGGCUUCAUAUGGGAUAACGAAUUCAUACAAUCGAUAUUUGGUUGCCAAUCGACGCUCCCCUCUCUGGGACUUGCAAUCCUGAAUUCAUGUUUACGAUUACUGUUUAUUGAAGGUUUUACCAUCCCAUCCAUAAAUAAUACACCGGGUACAAUAAAUAUAGACUACAUUUGGGAAAAUGGGAUAGAAACAAUAGACUCGCAUUAUUUACCCCAAUUUCCCAAGUUUGAUGCAAAUAGAUUGGAAAUCUUGAAUUUCAUCAUCACAUUAUCAUCAUCUAAUCUAUAUUCUAACACUCACAACGAAAACAUUGCAUUGAAACUCAUUAAUAAUGAACUAAACCAUAAGAACGUCACGAAUCUGAUAGCUUCCCUAAUUAAUGUAUCCUGUAGAAACGCAUUAAACGCGAAAUUGGAAACAUCCACUCCAUACAGGGAUUUCAAUUACAAACAAUCACAACAGAAUUUAUUACCACAACUAAGGUCAAAUUUAGUUCUUUCUUCAUUACAAUUAUUGAAUUUAUUGUUGGAUGAACCCUCGACCAUGAAGGAAGAUUCAAUUAUAUCGUCUUGGAAGAGAGAACGUGAUUUGAAGUUAAUCUUAUCUGCAUUUGCAAAGAUUGUAAGGUGGCCUCUGGAUUCCAUGAUUGAGAAUGAAUCAAAUAUCUUCCCCUUUGGCUCCUUCUCUAAUAACAACAGCAAUAAUAAUAAUAAUAAUAGUAAUAGUAAUAAUAGUCAUAAUACUAAGAACAGUAAAGAAAUUGAGGACCAUAAUGCAAAUUCUCAAAGAUUAAGAAGAUCAUAUUCAGAUACCUUGCAAAAAUCACCAAGUAAUGAUCAGAGUUCAAACAAGAUUGAGGAACAUGAUAAUGAUUUUGCCCUGCCGGAUAUAUCUCCCACAUUUUUGCAAUGGGUUCUUCUCAUACAAAAAUUAAUCGACGGCAAUACACUGUUUGAAAAUUACUUUUAUGAUAGGUUUGCUAAUAAAUUCAUUAUACUGACCAUUUACUACAUUAAAUUUUAUAAUCAUUUGACUGAAUUAAACACCACUUUAAUCCCAAUACUAAUCAACUUUUCACUGAAAUUAUCAUCAAAGACAUUAGUUCAGAAUAAAUUUUUGCAAACUUUUACAAAUAAUUACUAUAAUAACAAAUUACCCAAUGCAUUCAAGAUCUCAAAUGUGUCUGUGCCAUCAUCGUUAACAUAUCGUGAUUUUGCCAUUAUUCAUCUUUGUAACCUUUCCAUAAAUGAUACAAGAUCAAAUUUACAAUUACGUCCUUACCUUUUCGAAUUAAUUUAUAAUUUAUUGUUACCACCAAAUAAAAUAACCAAGGAAACAAUGCCACCAUUAUCCAACCAACAUGAUCGCCAUCAUACUCAACAUACUUCUCAGACGACAACUAUAAAGAAUACGGCGUUGAAUUAUAAUGCAUCAUUGGCUAUAUUACACUUAUUAGCAAAAUUAUCCAAUAAGACAUACCUAUCAUCAUAUUCACAAUCUACUACGUCGAAUUCAAUGGUUAUAAACUCAUAUUUAUCAUCUCCCAGUUUCAAAUUGGACCUUUUGUCAAUAUUAUUAAGAGUCAUCUCCAUAUUUAUUAUUAAGUCUUUUAAGGAAGCCAAGAAUUUGAUAUUUGUGCUAGCAAGGCAUCAGGGAAUCAUAAUCCAAUUGAAUGAUUCGUUGAUUUCCAUUUCGAGACAAAUCCAAUCCAAUCAAUUGAAAAUGAAUGAUUUUUUACAAUUUCAACCAAACGAGCUAAGUGGCGGCACAAUUAUUAAUGGCAAUAAUGAUUCAAAUAGUAAUAAUAAUAGCAAUUCCAAUAUUAAUCAAAACGAUCCCUUCAUUGUAUUUAAUAAGAAAUUACCAAACUAUGAUGACACGACAAUGCAACUUGAUGAAGCAGAACAAGAUUGGAAAUUAAGCCAUAAACUCUCAAAUACAGAAUCUCCAAAUAAAAAUAUACAAAUAGUAGAGCAUUUGGAUUAUUCCUUACCAUUAUUAUGCAAUGAUGCUAAUGCCAAUGAUCUUUCCAAUUUUGAAUUAAUGAAACCGAAUUGGCCUCUUGGGAUUAAUUUUAAAAAUCAUGGUAAACAUUUGCAGAAAUUGAAUCUUAUUGAGUCAUGGUCAGGUAAUGAUUCUUUGAAAAUGCUAACAAGGAUGAUCAAAAUUUUCUUAACAAAAUUUCCUACAAUUACAACGAUAACGACAAACAAUUAUUACAAUUUAAUUGAUCAAUUCGAUUCGUUUGAAGAUGAGUUUUUUAAAAUAAUAGAAAAGGAUAUCCCCAUUUACAUUAAAGAGAUGGAGAUAUUUGAACAAUUAUCCUUAAAUCUACCGAAGAAUUUAUUAAUUAAAGAUUGGAAUUUUACCUUGUGUUGGGCAGAUAUAUUCCAUUCGCAUUCCACUCCAUAUAUAUAUCAUCCGGAGUAUGAUCUGUUACAACUAUUGGAUAAUAACAACAAUAGCAGCAAGUUACCGCAACCAAGACAUAAGUCGUCUACUUCUAAUUUAGGAUUUAAUACGUCUUCAUCAUCUACCAUUGGUUUGGGUAUUGCUAAGGAUAAUAGGAACUUUCAAAAGGAAUCGACAGGCACUGGGACUCCAACCCACCUAGAAAGAUACACUUCUAAUAACUCGACGUUAUCAAGAACUACAAGUAAUGGAUCAUCAGUAAUGAAUUACUUUACUUCUCAACAGUCUCAACAAACACCACAAUCAUUGAAUGACAUGGAUUCACAUUUAAAUAAUUUACCGUCACAAUCAGCAUUGGAUCUUAUCAGUAAUCCAGCCAUUUCAACAUCUAGCACAUCUCCGAAUGUGAAUAGUAAUAACAAUACUAAUUCUACCACUAAUAGUGCAGCAUCUAGUCCCUCAUUUUUUAGAUUUUCUUGGACAGGAUUUAUUAAGAAUGAACAGGAAACAAUUCAGGAAUCACCUUCUGGUAACAAUACUAACUCUUCUCCACCAAGGGUGAAUCCUUUUACCAUGGACACUGGUUUAAUAAGAUCAAAUAUUUGGGCAGGCACCAAAAUAAAACUUUUCCCGGUAAAGAAGGAUACUAAGGAGGAAUUUUCAUUUUUAGAUAUGACAUCUUCAUUGUUGAAGAGAUUUAGGUUCAACACAUCUGGUUCGAGUGAUACGAUACCUGAGAGUCCUACGACUGGAAGACCUUACACCCCAAGAAAUUCAAUGUCGAGUACAUUUUCUCAAUAUGGCAAUAGACAAUAG